Salvelinus namaycush (lake trout) is the source of this 3580-nucleotide messenger RNA. Its product is annotated as acyl-CoA desaturase-like. The transcript is spliced from 6 exons. Gene Ontology annotation, molecular function: stearoyl-CoA 9-desaturase activity; iron ion binding; palmitoyl-CoA 9-desaturase activity. Gene Ontology annotation, biological process: response to fatty acid; unsaturated fatty acid biosynthetic process. The record is from RefSeq and is a predicted model, not a curated record. Bases 309 to 1304 code for a protein of 331 amino acids. Gene Ontology annotation, cellular component: endoplasmic reticulum membrane. Lineage: Eukaryota; Metazoa; Chordata; Actinopteri; Salmoniformes; Salmonidae.
GCCAUGGGUUGUAAAAUAAACAUCAGAUACGAGGGCAACCAAUGAAACGAUUAGGGUAGAAGUGGCAUCAAAUGCCCCUCGACCAAUUGCAGUCUUUAAAACGAGGUCUGAAGAUGAAACUCAGCAGCAGGUUAGGUAAGCGGAGUCAUCACUACGAGUAGAGCUGACAACGCGUUCAAUUGUCAACUUUCGCACGAAGAAGCCAUCUCCGCGUUGUGCCCCUUUUGGUACAUUUUAACGAUUCUCUUCAUUCUACGCAUAUAGAUCUCGUCUCAACACUGGGCACGUUACAGAAUUCUACAGCAAAAAUGACAGAGACGACAAACCCCAACAAGCAACAAAACGGAGAUGCCGUGAUGCCAGAAACGUCGACGAGGGAUGAUGUUUUUGAUGAUAGUUACAAAGCAAAAGAGGGCCCUAAACCACCGAUGAGACUGGUGUGGAGAAACAUCAUAUUAAUGUUUUUAUUACAUGUUGGAGCGCUUUAUGGACUGAUGCUCGUGCCCUCCGCGUCGCCCCUGACUCUGGCUUGGACUGCUUUGUGCUUCUUGCUCAGUGCCCUGGGUAUAACUGCGGGGGCCCACCGCCUCUGGAGUCACAAGUCCUACAAGGCCUCCACCCCUCUCCGUGUUUUUCUGGCCCUCGCUAACUCCAUGGCCUUUCAGAACGACAUCUACGAGUGGGCGAGGGACCACCGGGUUCACCACAAGUACUCUGAGACAGACGCCGACCCCCACAAUGCAGUGCGGGGCUUUUUCUUCGCUCACAUUGGCUGGCUGCUCGUACGCAAGCACCCCGACGUCAUCGAGAAGGGCAAGAAGCUGGAGCUGACGGACCUGAAGGCAGAUAAUGUCGUUAUGUUCCAGAGAAAGUACUACAAGCUGUCUGUGGUCCUGCUGUGUUUCCUGGUGCCCAUGUGGGUGCCCUGGUUCCUGUGGGAUGAGUCCCUGUGGGUGGGCUACUUCAUCCCAUGCCUCAUGAGGUACGCUCUGGUGCUGAACGCUACCUGGCUGGUCAACUCUGCCGCUCACAUGUGGGGCAACCGACCCUACGACCGCAACAUCAACCCCAGUGAAAACCGUUUCGUGGCCUUCAGCGCCAUUGGUGAGGGUUUCCACAACUACCACCACACCUUUCCCUUCGACUACGCCACCAGUGAGUUCGGCGUGAAGUUGAACAUCACCACCGCCUUCAUAGACCUCAUGUACUUCCUGGGCCUGGCCAAGGACUGCAAGAGGGUGUCCCGCGACCUCAUCUCGGCCCGCGCCCAGAGAACCGGUGACGGCAGCCACAAGACUGGCUGAGUAAUGUUGUCUCGACCGCCUCAAACUGUUACGGACUUGAUAAGACCAGAUAUGUUAAAACAGGCCAAACCAACGAAAGAUGGAAAGAAUGUAUAGCUGUAGUAAAUUGCAGCGAUGAUGAUGGAGUUAGUAGUGCUGCACAUAGUAGUGAUCGGACCAUGGUUCAUUGAUGUUUCAUUUCUGUAUUAUUAGUUAAAAACCUAUUCCUGAGUUCCUCAGACUAAUAUUGGCUUUAAAACGGUCCUAGACCUUUCAGUAAAUUGUGUAUUUUUUUAUGUUGUGUUUUUGAAAUGAAUGCUGUGUGAGGUGACUAUUAGCCAAAGCGAGCUUAUAGGGUGGCAAGGCUGGGCAUAUUGGCACAGACACUCGAAGAGUCUUGAUUAGAGAGUCUUGUUAUCUGUGGAAUAGCCUGAAGUGUGUGUGUGUGUGGCGGAGCUAGAUGGUGUAAUGUGUGAAACAUUACACCAACCAAACUACCUGCCUGUGCACCAACAAUGAAGAUGGAAGAACAUUAACCUCUAAUUUAUUCAUGUGCUAUUAUUAAUUAACACUCUGUGGCACUUUUGAAAUUGUUAAGUGAAAAAAAAAUAUGGAGUUUGGGGUUUCUUGACAUUAAGGCGAAGCAGGCAAGUUUUGUUUUGAUCAUGUUUCGUUCAAUUCGGACAAAAAAUUAUCUCUUCGAUAUGUCAGGAUCGAUCUCUCAAUCAGUCGCGCUUUGCUGACGUUCAUUUCAUAAGAGUGGAGUAGUCUUAUGUCCUGAGAGAAGUCCAGCUUUUGUCAAGUUCAAAAUUCAAGUUUAUUGAUAUUUUAUUUGUUUUAUUUUAUCAAGGCACCCAACUUCAGUCUUAUUUUACCGUAAGCUGCUGUUGAAACAGCCCUAUCUACUUCAUAGUCAACGUACUGUUUUAGCUGUCAUUAUAUACCAGACCCUAUUCCAUAUAGGCUGGCAUAGAAGUUCACUUAUGCUGCGGCAUUACACAUGAAAGCACCAGUGGUCUCCUCCUGUCCAAGUUGCUCUUAAAAGGAGUCUUUCCUCCUUGCAGAAGAGGAUGAAGGAAGUUCUCCAAGUUUCAAAUGGCACCAUAUUCCCUAUAUAGUGCACUACUUUUGACCAGGGCCCAAUGUGGGCUCUGGUCAUAGGUAGUGCACUAUAUAGGGAAUAGGGUGUCAUUUGGGACGUACAUAAGGUCUCGGGGUCAUUUGUGUAUAAUACGAUUUAUACCUCUGGUGUGGGUGAAGGUGCCUGUGCCAGUUGGUGUUUUUUCCCAUCCUGCUUCACGGAGACACCUCUGCAAUGAAAUGUAGUGAAAUGACAUACUGAUCAGUCUUUAUUAUACAAAGAAAUACUUGUUUGUAUUUAUUUUUUACUCUUACUGCAGUUGAAAUACGAAUAUGGGACUUCUGUCUCUCUUCUCCAAUAGGACAAUGUGAAAGAAAGAGGCUUUGAGAGCAUUUGCGUACGUGUCGUCUCUUGAUAUCUUGAAGAAAAAUAUUUUGUCAGGACUCGCCCAAGAUGCCUUAUGGAAGUAAUGUUAUGUACUUUGCUUGUAGACAUGGACAUGUCUAGAAAAAAAUGGAUGCAACAUAGGGGAGGGAAAGAAAGCGCCAACAAUUGAUGUCCAACCAAAUGAACACUCUAGGAGUGAUCGUGAAAACUAUAGGAAUUCCACUUUCUAGGAAUGAGAGAUUUGCUUUGGUACCGGAGUUGUUAUUUAAUGACUGUCUUAAAAAAAUAUUUAUACUUGAAAGAAUAUCCCAAGAUGCAAAAGUAUGUGUGUAUGUAUGAGAGAAUAUCCCAAGAUGUACAGUAUGUGUGUUAUCUAUGAGAGAAGGCUCGAGUAACGGAUGGCCCUUAUUUAAAUUGGAAGUAAAAGGAAAGACCAUAUGAUUUGCAUCUAGGGAUAUUCUUUAAAGUAUCAGAAGAUUCUGAUGAGGAAUUAGGAAUCAAUUUUUGCAUAAUAUUUCAACGAAUGUUUUGGCUCUGAAGAAACAAGAUUCCAGAUUAGUUAUGAACUCAUCAAAUUGUAAUAAUAUUUGUCGCACUUUGGUCUACUUUUUUCAGUGCAAUUAUUUUGUACAGUGUUAACGUCUUGAAGUCUGAAUGCCUUAAAAAACUGCCGCAUUUUUUUUCAAUGAAUGUUUUACCCACUGUAUGUACCGUAAAUAAACCACAUUUUCUACAUGUUGGAAAGUAUGUUCUGCUGUCAGUUUUGUUGUAAUUCUGUAAUCUCUCCGUUGCUAAUUGAAUAAAAGACAUGUCGUUGUCUUAGCAUUUA